ACUUUAUCUAUCUCGAGAAUGUGAAAUGUUCGAUUAUAUCAACAAUGGCAAAUAUAUUUUUUGUUUGUGUGUAUUGUGUAAUCUAAUUUUUGAUAUUGGAACGAGGUGUGUCGCUGUAUCGGUGGGUGUAAGGGUUCCUUUACGUAGCCUGGAUAGUACGGGAUUCCUGGUAUCAAGAAGAUUAUUAAGGCAUCCUAAAGCCCAUUGGCUUCAUAGCUUGCCAAUAUCUACUGAGGAAGAUGUUCGUUGUAGCUAUACAACGCAACUUGAGAGUUGUCUUGAACAACUCAAAAGCGAUUGCCCCGCCAAUGGUAGCAAUUACUACAUCCUUGCAAUAGAGACAAGUUGUGACGAUUGCUGCGCUGCUGUUGUAUCGAGCAACGGUGAUGUUGUAUCUGAAGAACGUGCCAGUAACCCUGAUUCAUUGAUCAAGUUUGGAGGUAUUAAACCAGAUGAAUCAUAUCGAUUCCACUUGGAUAACAUAGAUCGCAUUAUGAAUGAAGUUGUGUCAAAAGCUAAGCUUAAAUUUGAGGACAUUGGGUACAUUGUCGCCACUCGAGGACCUGGAAUGCGUAUAUGCCUCAAUGCGGGUUACGAUGCUGCAGAACGCAUUUCUAAAACGUAUAGUAUCCCAUUGAUUGGGGAGAACCAUUUAGCUGGGCAUUGCCUAUCACCAUUUAUCAAAGGCCACCAAUUACGUAUGACGCAUGAUCGCGGCUCUGUUGCAUCAGAGGAAUUGAAAUAUCCCUACCUAUCACUUUUAUUAUCUGGAGGACACUCCCAGAUAUACGUUGUUGAGAGUCCGUAUCAAUACCACAUGCUUGUUGAUACUAUGGACCAUUACGCCGGCAAUGUAUUAUACAAAUGUGCUAAGGAGCUUGGUUUGCCUAUAGACACCGGUGGUGGACCUUCCAUUGAGGAAGCAGCUCGGAAAAGACAAGGGCGUCCAAUGUUCAGGAUGACUGAGCCUUGCAAGGGCAUGUCGUUUACUAGUUUCUGCUUUUCCGGUAUACAAACGCAGUUGCGCAGUAUGGUAUCCAAGAUACGCCAAGACCUUGGUGAGGACGCUCUUUCUGAGGAUCCUAAACUAGUAAACCAUUUAGCCUAUACAUGUCAAGAGGUCACUUUCAACCAGGUAAUACGCCAGUUGGAUAAAGCUCUUGAUAUCUGCGAGACAUUAUUUGGGAUAUCGCAGAUAGUUGUGGUUGGCGGCGUAUCGUGUAACCAGAGGUUACGCAAAAAGAUUGCUGACCUGCUGCAUCGUCGUUUUAAAGAAACCCAUAAGCGUAAGCGGAAGUUGAUAGAUCGCUUAUAUGGCUACGUCAAAAAGACGGGUCCUAUACGGCACUUUGAGCGGAAGGAUGCCAACGAGAACAUGCUAAUACGGAACUUGGUGGAUAGAAUGCGUGGUGUGGACACAUUGACUGAUUUUCUGAAACUGCUUUGGGGUCAGGAAUUAUACCCCGAUUUAUUACAGCGUCGUGAAGGUAUCCACCUUAGUGUCCAGCAAAAGAAUGCCUUUUACAGUGCAUUGCUGCAGGCGUACCUAUCGCUUCUUAGUGAAUCCCAGACAGUGAAUUUACACGACCGUUUGCAGAACGGCAUCCGUGUAGGCCAAGGUUUGCCUUUACCAACUUCAGCUAUUUUGACUGAAUUAUCGCAAUUUGAGCAAGUUGGUAAAUCCAGGUUAAUAUCACGCCACCUUUGCUCAAGGGGUGACACACCUGCUGAGUGGCAUUUGUUCACAACAUCACCGAUGUAUUGCACUGAUAAUGCAGUAAUGAUAGGAUACAGCUUGUUGGAGAAGCAUCGGCAUGGGAUAAAUGGUCUUAAACACGGAUCAUUUGACGAAAAGGUGACCGACAAGUGGAAUCUCUCAUUCCGUCGCCACUGGGAGUUGCUGGCUGAUAUAGCUCACCUACAUGCAUUAACAGAGGAUUAAGCGUGCUGUUAUAUA
Babesia bovis T2Bo is the source of this 1957-nucleotide messenger RNA. RefSeq lists its product as uncharacterized. The record is from RefSeq and is a predicted model, not a curated record. The transcript is spliced from 8 exons. NCBI's taxonomy places the organism in Eukaryota, Apicomplexa, Aconoidasida, Piroplasmida, Babesiidae. Bases 26 to 1942 code for a protein of 638 amino acids. Gene Ontology annotation, cellular component: cytosol.